Molecule: messenger RNA, 477 nt
Organism: Closterium sp. Yama58-4
Lineage: Eukaryota; Viridiplantae; Streptophyta; Zygnematophyceae; Desmidiales; Closteriaceae
Source: the annotation of a GenBank genome assembly
AUGGUACCUCCAGGCUCGCAAUUUCAUUCAAGGUGUUCGACCCAUUCGUUCGCGAUCUCGCAUCGACGGUCGUCGUCGCUCAUGGAGCUCGCUCACCUCGCCAACUCCGCGCAGUCGCUGGGUUUACCGGGUCUUCUCGUCGCACUCGUGCUCAUCAUGGUCGUCGCGUCGUGGCUUGGCGCGUCGCAAGGAAAGAAAAGCGGCACGCAACAAGAUAUCCCACCUGCUGCCAAGGAAACCAUGGUGUACACCAAGGAGGAGGUAGCGAGGCACAACAAGAGGGAUGACUGCUGGGUCAUUAUCAAGAACAAGGUGUACGAUCUGACAUCGUAUGUGGAUGAGCACCCGGGUGGCGAUGCCAUCCUCAACAAUGCAGGAGGGGAUGCAACAGAAGGCUUCUACGGGCCUCAACACGCAUCCCGCGUUUUCGAUCAAGUGGAAGAGUUCUUUAUUGGCGACCUUGUUACCAGUAGCUAG